AUGGUUUAUCUUGUUCUCUUAGAACAAUUAACACGACGAAAACUCCUAAGUUUUCUUAUUUGUUUGAUAUUUUUUCAAAUAAUCUAUUUUCUCGUCGGCGGCCUUAUCGCAACGAAACCGACCUACGCCACUAAUCAUGAAUUUAGCUUAUGUCAAGCAAGACUCAAUCGGCCGUGGAUUUACCAUCAACCGGAGGGUAACUGCAUUCAAGAUUAUCUGGAAUUCGGAACGGGCAAGUCUUGGAAAGAUUUUGUUUAUGUUAUGCAAUUACCACGGAUAACACGUUGGUUUCAAACUUUAACGUCAAUCGUGAUACCAAAAGUUGACUAUGACUCACGAAUUAAUCUGAGCAAGUUUCAUGGCGUUUUGUUUGAUUGA
Molecule: messenger RNA, 378 nt
Organism: Adineta ricciae
Lineage: Eukaryota; Metazoa; Rotifera; Eurotatoria; Adinetida; Adinetidae
Source: the annotation of a GenBank genome assembly